AUAUGUUUUCAAUAAAAUUUUGUGUUUUAAUUGUUUUAAAUAUUGUUGAAUUUUCAUGGACAUUUAAUUCAUUGGAUGUAAGACGCCCAAAAUUUGUAACGACUGAUGGAAAUUUAGAUAUAAUUGGUGCAUGGGAUCGAAAUAUUACAUUUAAAUCAUCUGGAUCUGGUUAUAUUAAUAUCAAUGGAGAAAAUUUAUUACAAGUUACUCAUAUGGCAUACAAUGCAUCAUUAACGAUAAAUCGAUUGAAGUCAUCAUACUUGGAUCGUAUUGAUGCCGAGAUCAAACGAUUAUCCGCUAUAGUAGAAAAUAAUAAUGGAUCAUCGAUAAAUUCGAAUAUCUCUCCAACUUCACCGUUAUUUUCUCCAACACUAAUGAAUCGUCGAAUUAUUGCAUUACGACGUCGAAUUGCCAAGCUCGAAGUGGACUUUGCUACAUUAAAAUCGAAUAUAGAAAAAGAUGAAUGUGUUAGCAAUCCAUGUCGAAAUGGAGGACGAUGUCAAGAUUUAUUUAAUAAUUUUCUAUGUUGGUGUCCAGAUAAUUGGGAGGGUCCACAAUGUGAUGUAGACGUAAAUGAGUGUACGAAAUUUAUUGGAACUGAUUUAGGAUGCCAGAAUGGUGGAACUUGCAUUAAUAAGGCAGGAUCUUAUGAAUGUAUUUGCCCACCAGGAUGGUAUGGUUUACAUUGUACCCGUAAAACAAAUGACUGUGAUUCAGCAUCAUCCCAAGAACUAUGUGGCAAUGGUGUUUGCGUAUCCCAGAAAACUGGUUACACCUGUAUAUGUAAUCCAGGAUGGAAAACCGAUGGUGUACAUCCAGCUUGUACGGUUGAUAUUGAUGAAUGCGCUGGUGAUCAUCCACAUUGUUCAGUAUCACCGCUUGUUAAAUGUGUUAAUGUUCCUGGUAAAUAUUAUUGCGGUUCAUGUCCUGCAGGAUACACUGGAACAGGAUAUUAUUGUACGGAUGUUGAUGAAUGUUUACAAAAUAAUGGAGGAUGUAGUAUGUUGCCACAGGUGCAAUGUAUAAAUACACUCGGAUCCAGUUAUUGUGGACCUUGUCCUCCGGGAUAUCAAGGCGAUGGUAGAACAUGUACCCAAAAUAAUGUUGGUAUAUGUGGAGUGAAUAAUGGGGGUUGCUCAAAAUUGGCAACGUGUGUGGCAUUGCCUCAAAUAAGCCCGACUGCCGUACAAUGUUCUUGCCCCUUUAAUUAUGUGGGUAAUGGAAUCGGUGAAAAUGGUUGUGUUUUAAAAGCAAAUGCAAUUAAUAUGACAACGGGUCCGUGUGCAACGAGCCCAUGUGGUCGAAAUGGAAAUUGUAAAGUGAAAAAUAAUGAUUAUGAAUGUACUUGCAUCAAUUUUUAUACGGGACGUAAUUGUGACAUCCUUGAUUCAUGUACCCUGUAUAAUUCACCAUGUAAAAAUGGUGGAUCUUGUCGGAAUACAAUAUUUGGAUGGGCAUGCGAUUGUGAUACGUUAUAUUAUGGACAACGUUGUGAAUACCAGAAAGAAGAAUGCGGUGGAUACAUAACCAAAGAAAGUGGUAGAAUUGACUAUCCAGAAAAUCGUACUAGCUACGACAGUAAUAUGAGUUGUGCUUGGACAAUUGCUACAACUGCUGAAAAAGUUUUAAAUAUAACAUUUACCAAAUUCGAUCUAGAAAAAGGAUCUGGUUCGACUUGUUUAUAUGAUUGGCUUCAGAUCCACGAUGGUCAAAAUUCAGCUGCACAUAAUCUUGGUCGAUAUUGUGGUUCAAAACUACCCGGUACUAAUGGACAUAUUCAAACAACCGGUAAUAAGGUAUAUUUAUGGUUUCGAUCUGAUUCACGGACUAAUAAGGCAGGUUUCUCAUUAACAUGGUCAUCCAAAACUAGUUCAUGUCACGGAUUUUACCUUAGUAAUUCACAUGGAACACUUAAAUCACCUGGUAGUCCUGGAAAAUAUCCACCGAAUCGGGAUUGUGAUUAUAUUGUUGCAGCACAAAGAGAUAAACGAAUUAAGUUUAAUUUCUUCAUUAUGGAUUUGGGUGAUAAUCCUGAUUGCAAUUCGGAUUAUCUGGAGAUAUAUGAUGGUUGGACCAAAAAUGAUCCCCUCCUUGCGAAAUACUGCAAAACUUACAAUACACCUCCGGAAGUAAUAAUGACAUCUGGUCGUGUAGCAUAUCUUCAUUUUCAUUCUGAUAAAGAGGGCAGCUAUAAUGGUUUUCAAAUUACAUAUUCUGUGGAACCAGGAAUACCCGGAUGUGGCGGACUAUAUACAAAACCCACGGGCGAGUUAAGGAAUCCACCGUUUCAAGAGACUUCUCUAACAAUGAAUAUCGAAUGUGAAUAUUUAAUACGAGUUGCGAAUGGAUCUCGAAUUAAGUUGACAUACUUGGAAAUGAAUUUAAAAGAAUCCAGUACAUGCGCAUAUGAUUAUAUUGAAAUACGUGAAGGUCCUAAUAAAUACCCCGAGCAGAAAAAUUUUAUCACGAAAUACUGUGGUAAAAAUAUACCGCCAACAUGGACGAGUACAAGCAAUGAAGUGGUAGUAAGAUUUCAUUCGGAUUUCAUAAGUAUGGAUGACGCACGUAAUUUUGGCUAUCGAAUUCGUUAUGAUACAGUUUGUGGUGGAAUAUUUAACGAUCUAAAUGGUGUAAUUAUAUCACCAAACUAUCCAAAUGAUGCAUGGAAAAUGAAAACAUGUGAAUAUUUGAUUUCUGUUCCGAUAUCGUCAGCCAUUAAAUUAAGUUUUGUACAAUUUAAUAUUGGUUAUAAUACAUCAGGACAACGUGUUCAACUUCCCCCAAGAAUAUUUCCACCAAGAAUAUUUCCACGAAUUGUACCAACAGGUAGAAUUGUUGGACCGCCAACAAAUCGAAUAGAAAGUUCUUCACCUACUUGUUCGAAAUUUGGAAUGAGUGUAUAUGAUGGUGAUAGCAACAAAGCCUUAAAAAUCGGUGAUUAUUGUGGAAGUAUUUCCGAUGUUCCAUAUUCAAUAACAUCAACACAUAAUCAUUUAUUUAUUGAGUAUAGAAAUCAGGGUGCACCAUUUGGAAGUCGAGGAAGUAUAGGACCCAUUAAUUUUCGAUUAAAUUAUACAACGAUUAAUUUAGGCUGUGGCGGUAUUUUAAAAGAGAAUAUUGGUGUUGUGAAAUCACCGAAUAAUUUAGCGGGAUAUCCAACAAAUACCGUUUGUAAAUGGUUAAUAAUGGCACCACCUGGAUUUAUUGUACAAUUAACAUGGGUCAAUUUUGAUUUGGAGCAAAGCUAUAAUUGCUCGGCAGAUUAUGUUCGUGUGUACGAUGAAACAAUUAUUCCCGGUAAAAGUAAGCCACUUGGAACCUAUUGUGGAAAGAAAUUACCACCGUUAAUUGUAUCCACCACAAAUGUUUUGCAUAUUGAAUUCAAAUCGGAUACAUCGAAAACGGCAGAAGGAUUUAUUGCGAAUUAUGUGAUGCGUGAUGAAUCGAAAAUAUGUGGUCGACCAUAUUUUGCAUCAUAUGGAGCAUUUUCAAGUCCUGGCUAUCCUGAUGGUUAUCCAAGGAAUAAAGAUUGUGCAUGGACAAUCACUGUUCCCAAUGGUCUACAAAUUAUGUUAAAUAUAACCGAUUUUGAAAUUGAACAGCAUUUAGAUUGUCGUUUUGAUUUUUUGGAAAUUCGAAAUGGUGGAUAUGAGACAUCACCAUUAAUUGGAAAAUUUUGUGGGAAAAACAUUCCAAAAAUAAUAACAUCACAUUCGAAUGAAUUGUGGAUACAUUUUAAGAGUGACGCCUCGCGUAGUGCUAAAGGUUUUAGUCUUACAUGGGAUGGUACAACAACUGGUUGUGGAGGAUCAUUGACAGCAGCCAAUGGUCACAUAACAUCACCAAAUUAUCCGAAACCGUAUGGACGGAGUACCGAUUGCUUUUGGAAGAUAAUCACAAGUGCUGGUUCAUUGUUACAAAUUACAUUCUUUGAUAUUGAUUUGGAACCAAGUGCAUAUUGUAGAUUGGACUAUGUUGAAAUCCACAAUGGACUCCACUUAACAAAUAAUCCAAUUGGUAAAUACUGUAAUAGUUUGAAUGUUCCAGCAGUGAUUACUUCAAAAACUAAUGAAUUAUUUGUUAAAUUCCGUUCGGAUGCAAGCUAUGAAGGUCAUGGCUUUAAUUUAAAAUAUUCAACAGUAUGUAACAAUGUCAUUAAAGGACAUAAAGGUGUCUUGGAAAGUCCAAAUUAUCCAAAUGAGUAUCCAUUUCGUGUGGAAUGUGUAUGGAAAAUCAGUGUACCCAGCGGCAAUAAAAUUAAUAUUACUUUUACACACUUCGAUUUAGAAGAAUUACAUUCGCAUAGUACAAAAUGUGCAAACGUUGAUUAUUUAGAAAUCAAAGAGACUGGUGAAUCAGAUCAAAAGGAAAUUGAUAUCGUAGAAUCGAAAAAAUUAUGUGGCAAAGAAUUACCAGAUCCGAUAACCAGUUCGUAUAAUAAUGUUUAUAUACGUUUUAAAAGUGAUGCAGCAGUUGGAGGAACUGGUUUCCGAUUAGAAUGGGUUAUAGAAGGUUGUGGUGGAGAACUUACACAUCCACAAGGCAGUAUAAUAUCACCAAACUAUCCAAAAUAUUAUCCCUUAAAUACAGUUUGCGAAUGGGUAAUUAAAGUCGAUCCUGAUUCAAGUGUUCAGCUAACAAUACAUGAAUUGGAAAUUGAAAGAAUCUACAGCUGUGAUUUUGAUAAUCUUGCGAUAUAUAAUGGUCCAGAUGAUACUGCUCCACAGUUAACAAAAUUAUGUGCAACAAAGAAAAAUGUGACUUUAACUAGUUCGGGUAACUUAAUGUAUGUAAAAUUCACCAGUGAUGCUUCAUUCCAAGGAAAAGGAUUUAAUAUAACUUAUAAAAAAGUACCAAUCAGAUGUGGUGGUUUAUUUACGGCUAAUGAAGGAGUAAUUACAUCCAGAAAUUAUCCAAAGAAUUAUGAUAAUAACGAUGAUUGUUAUUGGCUGAUUUCUUUACCAAAAACAUAUUUAAUACGCUUAGCAUUUGAUGAUUUUGAUAUUGAAAAGCAACGAAAUUGUACACAAGAUUAUGUAAAUGUUUACGAUGGUAACUCAACGACAGCGCCUUUAUUAUUAAACCAUUGUGGCAACACGUUACCAGAUCCAGUUACAUAUAUUUCUACUGAUAAUACAAUGUUAAUUCAUAUGUCCACAGAUGGAUUAUUUUCAGCAAAAGGUUUUAAGGCUAAUUAUACAAUUCAAUGUGGAGCACAUAUUGUUACGGAUUCAUCAGGAAUAAUUGACUUUACUGAACCAGGAGGAAAUACUUUUGGAGAAAAUUGUACUUGGACUAUAGAAUCAAAAAAUCCAGGAGGUCAUAUUUCAUUAACAAUCACUCAUUUAGAUUUACGAGAUGAUUAUAGCUUCGAUGAUGGAGAAGAUAAUUCGUUACAUAUUUAUAAUGGAUUAGAUAAUACGUCAGCUUUAAUUGGUUCUUAUAAAAAUCAUAAAAUACCGCCUACAAUCGUUAGCGAAGGAUCAGCUUUACAUUUGUAUUUGCCACUAACUUAUAGUACAACUGUUUUUGUAGCAUCAUAUUCUGCGCUCAGUACAGCUUGCGGAGGUGAAUUAACAUCUUUAGAAGGUGAAUUUGGUUCGGUGGGAUAUCCGAAAAAUUAUCCAAAUGAUAUGGAUUGCGUAUGGCAAUUUCAUCCUGCAGAAGGGAAUCAAGUUUCUGUAACAUUUCAAUCAUUUGAUUUGGAUGACUCAGAGAAUUGUAACGAAGAUUUUGUGGAAAUACGUGAAGGUUCACCAACUGCAAAAGUAAUACAAGUGUUAUGUGGUCAUAAAGAGUUAAGUGCGCCAAUAAAAGCAUCAAAACUAUGGAUUCGUUUUAGAAGUGAUAGUGAAGGAACACAAAAAGGAUUUUUAGCCUUCUAUACGCUAGAAUUUGGUAAUGAGAACAUAACAGGAACAGAAGGUCGUAUACAAUCACCAUACUAUCCAAAUUAUUACAAAGAAUCACAAGAAUUAACAUGGAAAGUUACCGUUCGAAUGUUUAAUGUAAUACUAUUUCGAUUUGAUGAUUUUGCAUUCAAUUCGUGGGAUGAUUCUGGCUGUACGGACUCAUAUUAUGGCUUUAAAAUAUAUGAUGGUGAUAAUGAUCAAGCAGAACUAUUAUUAGCGGAAUGUAACCGAAAUAGUCCACCGGGACCAGUAGUUACAACAAGAAAUGUGGCAUUUAUAAAAUUAGUUACAGCUUCCGAUUAUUGGCGUGGAUCAUUGUUUGAUUUAAAAUGGAAUGCAAUUAGUAGAAGGGAUGUAUCCAAUUAUAUUACACAGCCAAAAGCUGCUAAUUGUGGAUCUGACGAAGUGGUGAAUUUAGAUUUAGUAAACAAUAUUACAAUUCAAUCACCAGGAUAUCCGUUAGGCUACGAUAAUAAAUUAUUAUGCACCUGGACAUUUACAACAAAUUCAAAUAAUCAUGUGGCAUUGCAAUUUUUGGAUAUGGAUUUAGAAGUUCAACCAAAUUGUAUUUCAGAUUCAGUUACGGUUUAUACUUCAUCAGAGAAUACAGGUGAAGAACCAAAAACGCUUGGAAAGUAUUGUUUGCAAAAUGCAACAAAUAUUAAAGCGAUUGAAGGACAAAAUUUAAUGAAAAUUGAAUUUAAGACAAAUGCAUACUACAAUAAAACUGGAUUUAAAGCACGACUAUUUUCAGUUUGUGGUGGUCAAAUAAAUGGAAGAUAUGGUACAAUUAAAGUGGAUAUGGAUGAAUUUGUAAAAGCUCAUCCUCGUUAUUCGGGCUACCCAGAAAAUUUCUAUAAUUGCAAUUGGAAUAUAACUGUACGACCUGGAAGGCGAAUCAAAGUGGCAUUUGUACAAUUUCAUAAAAAUGGAACAAGGGCUGAUGAUGAGUGCCAUAAUUUUGUGAUGCUAAAAAAUGGUUUAGCAAAUGAUGCACCAUUGUUGGGAAUAGGAAAAUAUUGCGAGGCGGAUAAAACUUCAGCAGACAUACCAGAAACAUCUGGAAAUACAUUGGCAAUACGAUAUAAAGGACAUUUCCCAUAUUCAAAUCUGAAUUUCCGUUUGCGAUACUCAGAAAUUUCUCAAUCAUGUGGCGAUACAAUUGUAUUAUCGAAAUGGAACAAUGUAACAAAUAUCUCAUCACCAAAUUAUCCAGAAAUACCACAUCCAUACACAGAAUGUGAAUGGAUCAUACGAGCACCGCCUGGUGAAGCCUUGUCCAUUAAUUUCCUAGAACGUGUAGAUAUCACAUACAGUACGGAUUGUUCGAAAGCUGGUAUUGAAGUGCGCGACGGAGCUUCGAUUCGAUCACCAUUACUUUUCUUACAUUGUCGCUAUCAUCGACCAUCUACGCAAUUUUCAACAAGUAAUGUAUUGUACGUACGAUUUUAUACGAAUGUACCAGAACCGAAAAAUGGAUUUAAGGCAGAAAUAGCUAUUGCAACAUGCGGUGGAACAAUUCUUCCUACACAUAAUUUCACCAUCACAUCACCAAAUUAUCCAAUAAUGGGAAGUCUAACGAAAGAUUUACAAUGUACAUGGAAAAUAAUUGUACCCCUAUAUCGGGGUAUUCAAAUUACGUUCAAUGAUAUCAGUUUACCCAAAGCUCAAAAUUGUUCCAGGACAGCUCAUCUUAAUUUUACUGAAACGGAUUUAGAAACAUAUCAUUUGGGAACAGUUUGUGGAUCUACUAAUAAGAAUACAACAAUUACAUCAUAUUCGAAUCAUAUGACGGUUACAUUUACUGCUGGUGGCAAACCAGUGAACUACUUUAAAGGGUUUAGCUUCAAUAUAACACCCACUUAUCUUAAAGAUUGUGGUGGUAAAUUAUCUGGUCCCGAAGGUGUAUUCGAAUCACCUAAUUAUGGAGUAGCUAGACGACGAUCACAAGUAUGCAAAUGGUAUAUAACAGCACCAGAAGGUCGUCGAAUUACAAUACAAGUUGUUGAUUUUGAAAAAGUUGGCUCACGUACCGGAUCAACUGAUGUGGGAUUAUCUUUCUUUAAUCGAGAUCGUGAAAAUUAUAUAAAACUCGUGAAAUCAGAUAUAUUCACGCCAAAUAUAACGGUUGAAGCGUCACGAAAUUAUGUAUUCGUGUAUUAUUGGAGCUUUACAAAGGAUCCCCAUAGAGGAUUCCAAGCAAAAUGGACUUCAAAUGAACCAACAAUAUGUGUUGGAUCACUGAACGGUAAUUCUGGAACAAUUUACGAACCCUCACAUCAUAACCGUCUUUACACAAGAUUCAAAGUGUAUUAUUGUGAGUGGCAACAUAAAUCCACAAAUCCAGAGCAAGAAACUAUAGCAAUUACUGUGCAAAAAUUAGAUAUGCUAGGAACGCCUCCAUCAAAAUGUUCUUAUGCUGGUAAUGUUUUGAAAAUUUUCGAUGAAAAUGGUGGUUAUACUAAUCCCCUACAAGAAUUUUGUGCUACUCUAACACAACCAGAAACAGUUCGAUCACCGUACAAGUUGACAACCUUAGCGGUCAGUCAAAGUAAUCAACAAUUCAAUUAUACAGUUACUUAUAAAGUAUAUAAAUGUGGGGGCGAAAUCAGUAAUCCAGGUGUUACUAUGGACAUGCAUGGGGACAAACAGAUUCCUAGUGAUAUGUCCGAAUGUGUCUGGACUGUACAGUAUGCCGAAGGAGCUAGAAUUCGACUAACAUUUUUGAGUAUGAAUCUGGACGAAAAUUGUGCAACUGAAUAUGUAAGUAUUAAAAAUGGUAAUCGUCAUAAUAGUCCAGAAAUUGGUAAAUUUUGUGGAAAGAAAAUACCAGAUGUUAUUAUAUCACAAUCGAAUAAAUUAUGGAUUGAAUUUCAUUCGAAUAAUACAUCAAAAGAUCGUUCAAAACCAGGUUAUGGUUUGAAAAUGGAUGAAAUAGCAGAUGGAUGUGGUGGAGUCUAUCAUUCCGAUGAAAUGAUCAUAAAAUCACCAAAUCAUCCAAAAGCGUAUCCACCCAACACGGAUUGUACAUGGGAGGUUCGAGCUACCGAAGGUAAUACUGUUGGUUUGAUUUCUAUUGAUGCGUUCCAAAUUGAAGAAACACAAAAUUGUGCUAAUGAUUUCCUAGAGGUUUGGGAUUAUGUUAAUGACGAUUGGAAACAUCUUGGACGAUUUUGUGGUCGAGAUUUCAAAACCCAAAAUUCAACUUCGAAUCGAAUGAAAAUACGUUUUCGAUCGAAUAAUAAAACUCAAGGAACUGGUUUUCAGCUUAAAUGGAAUGCCAAUUGUGGUGGAGUAUUCCGUGUGACACCAAUGACACAAAGAAUUGUAAGUCCUGGAUAUCCCAAAAAAGGAUAUGAAAACUUGCAAGUAUGCAAUUAUACAUUAAUUGCAAAGCAUAAUGAAGAUAUUAAUUUAGAAUUUACGGAUUUCUCUCUUGAAGCUGGAAGAGACCAAUGUAAUUUUGAUAAUGUUACAAUAUUUUCAAAACGAUGGCUGGCAAGUGGUUUCAAAAAGGAUUGGGGUACCUACUGUGGGGAGAAAAAACCACCACAAUUGAAUCUUAAAACUUAUGUGGAAAUUAUUUUCCGAACUGAUGUUUGGAUAACAAGACGAGGUUUUGCAUUCCAAUUUUCAACUAGUACUUGUGGAGCUACAAUUACACAACCAACAACUAUUUCGAGUCCAAAGGACAGAGAACGGAAGACUCAUUAUGCGCAUGAUUCAAAUUGUUAUUGGAAUAUUACAGCCCCUCCAGAUAAAUUAAUUAAUUUACGAUUCCAGAAAUUUGAUCUUGAAUUUAGUACAAUGUGCCGUUUUGAUUAUAUGAAUGUUUACGAUGGAAAUGUUGCUGAUGAAAAAUAUCUGCUCAAAAAAUUAUGUGGAUCUUUGAAGUAUCCGAUCGUACGUUCAACACAAAAUCAUAUGUUGAUUCAAUUCCAUUCAGAUAGUAGCAGCAGUUUUGGUGGAUUCGAGGCAGAAAUUCUUUUUACUUAUGGACCCAGUCAAGGUUGUGGCGGAGAGAUUGAUUUAUUGAAAAAUCAUGCAUCAAUAUUAACGCUUAACACUGCGUUAAAGGAUUCAAAUGGAAUGUAUCUACCAUUUUUGGAUUGCCAUUGGAGUAUUAAAGCACCUGCUGGAUAUGUUAUCAAAGUUGAAUUUACUUCGGUACAUAUAUCAAUUUGUCCAACGGUCCAAGAUGCAGAAACAGCUGCCUUAAAGAAUAAAACAAGCACAGCUGAUAAGAAAUGUACUUGUGAUUUUAUACAAUUAAAUGAUGGUCCGAGUGAUGCUGCGGACAUGAUUUACAAACAUUGUGGGCACACGUUACCAAAUACCGUUACCACAUCCACGAAUCAUGCAUGGCUACGAUUUGUAUCUGAUGGUGAUGUGGCCAGUACUGGAUUUGUGGUGAAUUUAAGUCUUGAGAAAUCAAUUUGUGGUGAUCCAAUUCUGUACGUGACAGAUGAAGCAAAAACUUUAACAUCACCAAAUUAUCCAAAUAAUUAUCCAGCAAACGUACGAUGUAUGUGGUAUUUAGUGUCUAACGAUUCCAUGAAUCGUUUCGAUGUCCAUUUCGAAAUGUUAGAGCUCGAGAAUGCAGAUACAGAUGGAUAUUGCUCAAACGAUCGAUUAGAAAUCACUGAUAAAGUCAAUUUAAAUACUCGUGCAUUUAUAGCCGAAGGAUCUGGUACAAAAAUCUUUAAUGGCGGCUAUUUCCAUCGAUUAGAUUCUGUGUUUUAUCGAACAAGAUUACCAACCCAACGUUAUAUUGUGUGCAGUUCCAGUCUUCCAUUGGAUUAUUAUUCAGGCGUGAAUAAUGUACAAAUAACAUUCAUUAGUAAUGCUGCAAUCGAGAAAAAAGGAUUUAAAAUGACAUACCGUCAAAUUGGUUGUAAUCGUAAUUUUACAGCUGAACAGGGUCGUAUUUACAUUCAAAAAAUAUUACAACAAAAUUGUGUUAUCACAAUCACCGCCCCCAAAAAUUAUACAAUAUCAUUAUACUUCCAAACAUUCUUUAUAUUUGAUAUCGGUAAUUGCUCAUAUUCUGGACUGUCGAUUCUAGAUGGUUUGGAUAAAAACAGUAAAGAAUUAAUGCGUAUGUGUGGAUUACGAAAUCCAAAUUCAUUACAUUCAACUGGCAAUGCCUUAACAUUAAAUUUAUGGAAUAAACGAUUAAAUAAAGUCGAUACAUUGGAUAUUAUGUACACGACAACCGAUCAAGGUCCUGGUUGUGGUGGAAAAUUAUUUAACUAUGGUGGAAAAUUUACAAGUCCAAAUUAUCCAAAUGUUUAUAAUAAAACUGGUACAUGUGUUUGGGAAGUUUCAACACCUCAAGGCACUUUGAUUUCAUUACAGUUUGUUAACAUGAAUUUAGGUUCAAAACAAACAUGUGAAACUGAUUAUGUGGAAGUACUUGUUCGAAACGAACAAUUAGAUAUGGAUCGACGAUUUGCUCGAUAUUGUGGUGGGGAUACACCGGCUCCACGUAAUAUUUUAGAUUUUGAUACAAACACAGUGAUUGUAAAAUAUACAACAAGUACUAAAAAUGUUGGAACUGGUUGGGAGGCCAUGUUUAUGAGUAAAACACGUGAUUAAACUUCAACGAUUCAAACCAAAAACCUGUAAUUCUGCUGGUGUUACUUAUCGUAUUUAAGCAUUAUGUUUAUUGUUAUAAUAAAUUUAAUAACUUAUUGAAUUGUAAAA
Chrysoperla carnea is the source of this 11618-nucleotide messenger RNA. RefSeq names its product cubilin-like. Bases 3 to 11510 code for a protein of 3835 amino acids. The transcript is spliced from 49 exons. NCBI's taxonomy places the organism in Eukaryota, Metazoa, Arthropoda, Insecta, Neuroptera, Chrysopidae. Gene Ontology annotation, molecular function: calcium ion binding. The record is from RefSeq and is a predicted model, not a curated record.